Sardina pilchardus (European sardine) is the source of this 1869-nucleotide messenger RNA. RefSeq names its product transmembrane protein 240a (gene tmem240a). The transcript has 4 exons. Bases 765 to 1292 code for a protein of 175 amino acids. The record is from RefSeq and is a predicted model, not a curated record. Lineage: Eukaryota; Metazoa; Chordata; Actinopteri; Clupeiformes; Clupeidae.
GAAAGCCUCUGGCUGUGAUGGCUAAAAUAAGACGGUUUAAUCAUGACUCUGUCUCUAGGCGGUAAUGCAGAUGCGGAUGCCUGAUCUCAACUGGAUGCAAAGGAGGGAGGAUCUCAGACUCGUCCUCCAGCAUAAUCAACAUUCAUUUUUCUGAAGUAGCGUACAUGACGCGAAGAUGCAGCGGCAGACAUGAAAACGCUGACCCUAUAGCCUAUUCUUGAAAACCUCUUCUACAGAUAUAGCAUUGCGAAUCAGUGGAGUUACAACGAAGCAUAGGGGCCUGUAGCCUACUGGACACCCCAUGCUACCCACUUUAAGGACCACAGGGAAAAUCGGACUGACAACUGGCUCAUCUCAGUCUUCCUUUUUGAAUUUUGAAUGAAUUUGGAGCACAACAUAAAAAGAGACAAUAAUCGUGCAUUACUAAUCAGGGUAGGACCAGUAUUUCCAGCUCCCUCCCACGACGUGCCCGGCACAGGACUACAGAAGCAGCGGUACGGCAGCAUCAAGCCAACGCAUAUCUGGAUGGGGGAGAGAACCGUGAUUGCGAGUGUAAUAAAAGGGGGACAGUGAGACCGGGCCACUCCAACCUUAUGCACCGUACGGACGUUUUCCAAUCUGGCGAGCUCAGGACUGAGAGUCAGGUGCAGUGAGGGCGCAUCAAUGAGCGUCUCCUCUCGGGACAGAGAGCUCUGAGCUAUCCAGAUCCGUUGAAAAGACGCGGGCACGCAGGGGAAGAGGCAACGGCGAGUUAGGAAGUUUUGAUGCAUAUGAUCACAACCACCAUGAUUUUCAUGAUCCUUGGUGCCUCUGUUGUAAUGGCGAUAGCGUGUUUAAUGGACAUGAACGCACUACUGGAUCGCUUUCACAACUACAUCUUACCGCAUUUACGAGGAGAGGACCGGGUCUGUCAUUGCAACUGUGGAAGGCACCAUGUUCACUAUGUGAUACCGUACGAUGGCGACCACUCCCUGGUGGACUCGUCGGAGAACUACUUUGUGAGCGACAGUGUGACCAAGCAGGAGAUGGACCUGAUGCUGGGCCUGCUCCUGGGCUUCUGUAUCAGCUGGUUGCUGCUGUGGCUGGAUGGCGCUCUGCACUGCGCCGUCAGGGCCUGGAGGGCCAGUCGCUACUACGACACCCCUUCCUGGUCAUGGCUCCCGCAGUUCUGUAACCUGCGAGACCUGCGCAGACGUGCACAGCUGCGGCAACUCGAGGACUCCAGUGGCAACAUGGUGCACAUCAAGCAGAAGCUCUACCACAACGGUCACCCCAGUCCCCGUCACCUCUGACUCUUGACAGCGUUAUUGCCAAACUGCCCCAUUGCCAACUGCUGCCUCAGAGACCCACUGUCACUGGCCCGACACUGUCAGUACCACCUCCUGGACUCUACGAACCCCCCUCAACACGAUUCAGUAUUUGAAAAAGAAAACGUCAAAAACAAAAAAAAAAACUAAAAAAACUAAAAAAAAAAACCCUCAAGAGGAGAGUUAAUUGCCACCAAAAUUCUAACCUUGUGUCCAUGUCCAAAUAUGUUUGCAGGAACAAAUGAUUUUUAUGGGUCUCUGUUGUACAUUUUUCCCCCUCCUUCAUUUGUUUGUUUGUUGUUGAAAACUCGGCAUGCACUUUUAGAAUGGGGGUUGGGGAACAGGCAGUUUCCAAAUGGGGCAAUGAGACUCGGGUUUCAGGUUUGUUUCUUCCGUCGUUUUUUUUCCUUUUCCUUUUUUAAUUUUCCAUUGAGUUUUUCCAAGAGAGGGUGGGUGACCUUUUUGGGGGAGGGACUAAUAAUUUGGGUCUGGGUGGGUUCCAUGGUUUUGUGAUGGCAUAGUUAGAGAUAACUGCUCUUGUAAAUAAUUAUAAAUAUGGUUU